Messenger RNA from Prorocentrum cordatum, 2350 nucleotides. NCBI's taxonomy places the organism in Eukaryota, Dinophyceae, Prorocentrales, Prorocentraceae. The record is from the annotation of a GenBank genome assembly.
AUCUUGGCUCUAGCGCCCGCGCCCAGCCAAACACGAGAAUUUUGAGCCUCUCCGCAAAAGAAUGUCGGGCCCGUCUGUUUACCUGGGAGGAUCUCGGCCCAUCGUCAUGUACAACGGCGUCGUUCUGGGGGACGUUCCAGCGCCUAUUAAGCACGUCCCUGCGGACGACUCGCUGACACACAAUUGGUACGAGCAUUCCGCGGGGUUGUGCGCCGCGGACGACGUGGCCGCGAGCAACGCCGAGAUCACUCUGCGUGCGACCCUGCCGCGAGACCCGCACGAGGAGCAGCCCGAGGCCGCGUCCACCGCCUGCGACGGCCUCGACACGGACAGCGACUUCGGGGACUACUCGGCGACGCGCGGCUCCUGCGUCUCCUCGCUGGGCCCCGUCUCCGCCUCGGCGAGCCUGCUCUGCGAGGGCGGCGGCGGCGCCCUCGCAGCCCCCCCGGGCGGCCCCGCCGGCGCGGGGCGCGGCGAGCGGAGGGGCGCGCCGCCCUCGCUGGAGCCGCCGCGCGCUCCGCAGGCCACGGCGGGGGCGGCGGCUGCGGGGCGGACGAGGCGAGCGAGGCACACCCGGAAGAUGAUCGAGAGGAGCUCGGGCCUGGAGGAUCCGGGGGUGGACAGACCUCCCACCCCGACGCGUCGAUGGAGGAAUUGGCCGUUCUCGGUGCGCGGGGUUGGCGUCGCGGCCGUCGUUUCUGCGGGUCCAGGUCCGUCGGUUUCGGUCCCGGGCCGUUUUCACUGAGGGGAGGUUCGCUAAGGGGAGGUUUGUCCACCGCCGAAGGAUCCUGGCAAGAUCACGACCAUGAUGGUGAGCAACCUGCCCCUGAGGCUCCAGCGGUCGGAGCUCAUGGACAUGCUUGACGGGUCUGGCUUCGACGGCGUGUACGAUUUCUGUUAUGUGCCGUCCGACUUCCACUCUGGCAUGAACAACGGGCACGCCUUCAUCAAUUUUCACGACCAUGGCACAGCAGUGCGAUUCAAGGAGGCAUGGCACGCCGCCGCACCUUUCCGAGACUACUCCGACAGCCAGACGUUGAGGGUAGUUCCUGCGCGCAUCCAGGGCCUCAGGGCCAACGCCAAGAUGGCAAGUGUGAGGAUGAACGUGCGCAACCCCAAGCACCAUGGGCUUGUUUCCACCAAGGAUCAGUCUGUCAACGGCCAGUGAACUAACUGCCGUGAAGGACUGUCGGUGAGGGCAGCCACACGAAAUAGAAACAGCUGCAUACACAGAAGUUCUCGGAGCUCCGCACAUUUUUGUCCGUGUUUGCGCUUCGCGCAACAUAAUUAGAGGAUGUUCUAGAUGUUAUGACGCAUGUCGUAUUUGCAGUAUCAGCCGAAUUCGUGGAGAUUGCGCUGCAUGUUCGCUUUUUUGCCACGGACCCUGGUUGAGUCAGAACAGAAUAGUGAGCACAGGCGCGUUGCCUUCUGUUCGAGCCAUGCACUUCUGGCCAGGCAGCGGCCUACUGCCCACGCACUUCUGACCAGUGCCCACGCACUUUGGCCAGGCCACGGCCCGCAUGAGCCGCUGAACUCGGCGGAGACGCCGAGCAGGCAAGGCCGCCCUCAACGGAGGGAGCAUUGCGGGCCACUCCUGGCAGCUGCCGAACCGUCAUCGUCUGAGCGCGCAUUGGCCUGCCGCCUCUUCUGACAAUGAUCUCUCACAGUUGCUUUAGGUUUUCGCCAGGCAGGAGAUAUCUGUGUACGCAAUUCGAUUUCUGGAGGAGACAAUUGUGUACGUAUAUAGAUUUUUGGAUUUGGAGUCUCCCGCCAUGCGUCCACCGCCUCCUUCUGGAGCUGCCCAGCUCGGCGGCGCGAGCCGCCUUUGAGCCGCGCGGCGAACUCUUGCUUCCGGCCCGCUCAGUUGUUGCUUGCGCGCGUUGCUGGCACGUUCCGCCCCCGCCCCGACUUUGAGUCGCGCGGCCGGCUUAGGUGCUAGCAAAUCUUGCUCCCGCCCUGGAUGGGCCCUGGAGCCAUUGCCACUUGCCGCCGCAGUGCUCGACCAUCCAGCAGAGAUCGAGGAUGAAGGACCGAUGGUGUAUAUGUAAAUGUAGCUGUCGGUGUAGAUGUAGAUGUUGCUUUCCUAAAUGCUCCAACUCCUAGGUAGGGUCGCACUGGGAUAAUUUUGUGAUAUCGAUCGCGGCGUCAAACUUGACUCUUCCAGCCCUCCCUCUGCUCGGACCACUUUCCUUCUAUCUUUUCUUAAUCUCUCCCUUAAGGGCCGCGCGCGGUCGGGCAGCGCUGUCUGAACGUCGUGCGCGUGAGCUGCUAAAGCAGUCUCGGAGCCUUCAGUUCUGUCCUGCAUGUAGCAGCCAUCGUUUCGUGUUGUUCGCAUUGAUUUCGAAAAAAA